CACGCAGUCUUUCGCCCUAGCCACUGCUCUCUUCUCUUUUCUAUUGUCUCCCGGAAUCCGAGAUGAAGGUCAUCGCUGCGUACUUGCUCGCUGUCUUGGGCGGAAACCUCCAGCCCUCCGCCGAUGACCUCAAAACCAUCCUGGGAUCAGUCGGGGCAGAAGCAGAAGAUGAUAGAAUAAAACUCCUUCUUACUGAAGUCAAGGGGAAGGACAUCACCGAGCUCAUCGCCUCUGGUAGGGAGAAGCUUGCCUCGGUUCCUUCCGGCGGUGGUGUCGCUGUUGCUGUUUCUGCCGGUAGUGGUGCUGGUGCCGGAGCAGCCGCUGCACCUGCUGCAGCAGAGUCAAAGAAGGAAGAGAAGGUUGAAGAGAAGGAAGAGUCUGAUGAGGAUAUGGGCUUCAGUUUGUUCGAUUGAGGAGUUGGGGUUAUGAAAUUUCGCUUUUUUUUGGUAGGUAUUAGAGCUCCCAUUACGCGCAGUUGUUGCUUUCUAGUUUGAACAAUAUUGAGAUGAUUAGUUGUCAACGCUGGCAUUUUAACAAUUCUGUUAUCAUUUGAUUCAAUACAAUUUUUGGCAUUCUGUUUCUUCUAUCA
Messenger RNA from Nelumbo nucifera (sacred lotus), 589 nucleotides. Its product is annotated as large ribosomal subunit protein P2B-like. Gene Ontology annotation, cellular component: ribosome; cytosolic large ribosomal subunit. The record is from RefSeq and is a predicted model, not a curated record. Gene Ontology annotation, molecular function: structural constituent of ribosome. Lineage: Eukaryota; Viridiplantae; Streptophyta; Magnoliopsida; Proteales; Nelumbonaceae. Gene Ontology annotation, biological process: cytoplasmic translational elongation.